This is a messenger RNA of Fibroporia radiculosa, 1191 nucleotides long. RefSeq lists its product as uncharacterized. Gene Ontology annotation, biological process: regulation of transcription by RNA polymerase II. Gene Ontology annotation, molecular function: DNA-binding transcription factor activity, RNA polymerase II-specific; protein dimerization activity; RNA polymerase II cis-regulatory region sequence-specific DNA binding. The transcript has 2 exons. The coding region runs from base 1 to 1191 and encodes 396 amino acids. The record is from RefSeq and is a predicted model, not a curated record. NCBI's taxonomy places the organism in Eukaryota, Fungi, Basidiomycota, Agaricomycetes, Polyporales, Fibroporiaceae.
AUGCCUCUGUUGUCCUCCUCCGAGACAUUGACUAUCAACAGCUUCCUCACCGCCGUCGACCGCGGCCACGACAUCGACUUUGACGCCAUCAGCCCUGACCUCGCCGAUUCUAUCCAGAUCACUAAGGGCCGAGAUGCUCUCGCUAAAGCCACUAAGGACCUCAUGGUCCUCGGCGGUCGUAGCUUGUUUUCCAGCAAGUCACCGACAUAUACUUCUUCACCUGGGACGGAUACGGGGUUCAAGGGCUCAGGUUCGGGCCACUGGCCCAGUUUUGGCCCUGAGGGCCAGGGUCCCGCUGGACCAUCUUCGGACCCUUUCUCGUCGAACUCCAAUUCACCGAUGAAUCCAUUCGGUGCAUCGGAUCCGCCCAAGUCCUCGUCUGAGCACUACAGUGCUUCUAGCAGCUCUCUUCCGCCAAUACGGAAUAGCACCUCGCCCUACGCCACCCCACCUAUGAGCGACUAUUUUUCUCGCUCGGCACAUCUUCAAAGUGGCUCUAAAUACGACACUUUUCUUUCACCAGCGGCUGCAUCUGCCAGUUCUUCGAAGCGUUCCUUGCCCCUGGACGGAGAUGCGUCCUCGAGUGCGCCAAAACGCUCGCGCCCCUCUCCGCCCUCUACUCUGGAUCCACAAUCCAAGUCUCGUAAGCCGUCGUCAAACACAGGCAAGUCCCGUGCAUCUGCCCCUUCCAGCAAGCCCGCGCUCCUCUCGCCUUCGCAAAAGCGCGCGAAUCACAUCCAGAGCGAGCAGAAGCGCCGAGCAAACAUCCGCCGCGGAUAUGAAUCCCUCUGUGCGGCUGUGCCCGCUCUACGCGAGGCGAUAGCGCUCGAGGAGGCUAGCGCCAAUACGGAAGGAGAUAGCGCAGGGGUUAAAGGGAAACGGAAGCGUAAGAAAGGCGACGAGAAUGGGUUGGAUGGGCGGGCAGGACCGAAGAGUGAGAACGUAGUGUUGGCAAAAACAAUCGACUACAUCAAGUCUCUCAUUGCAGACAAGGAGACACUUCUCGCACACUACCAAACUGCGCGUGCAAAACUCUCACAGGACCACCCGGCGCUCUCGGUCACUAGCACAGACGAACACGGGAUUCCACUUUGGGAACGCCAGUGGAAUGGGGGCUCAGGCUUGGCGGAGGACGCUGGUGACGAUGAAGUGGGCGAGGACGACGUUGGUGGGAGCGAAGACGAAGAAUGA